ACGUGGCAUUCGUUCGAACCCGCUCACGGGCCCUUUGAAAAUUUCUCCCGAUGACGGCGGCGGGUGGUGGAAAGAUGGCCGUGCGCUGAGGGGCUAGCCAGCUGAGCUGCAGCCAGCGACCACCACCGUCGGCGGUUGACAGGCCGCCCCAAAUUACUGGCUUCGCGUGGGCUGCGUCGCGCGGCCGCCGUGACGGGAGGGAAAAGGGAAAAUCGGCCGCGACCGCCGCCCCUUGGAGUUUCGGACCCGUGCCAGGGGUGAUGCGCUCCCGGGCAGCCGCCGUCAGCUGAGCGCAGCAGUACCAGUGCGACCCCGUCGUCGCCACCGCUGUGACGACGGCUAGCUCCCGAGCGCCAUGGAGGACAUCAAGAGUGACGCGGUACUCCACAUCGCCGAGAUCAUAACGGACCGGCUGUACUUUGCCACGGUGCGUAGCACGGUGAAGCCAGUUUCGGGUGGCCAGAACCACUUCUUCAGCAUCGACGAUGAGCUGGUCUACGAGAGCUUCUACGCCGACUUUGGCCCUCUCAACCUGGCCAUGCUCUACCGCUACUGUGUCAAACUGCAGAAGAAGCUGAAGUCGUACGCCCUGGCCCAGAAGAAGAUCAUCCACUACACGACCAGUGACGGCAAGAAGCGGGUCAAUGCGGCCUUUCUCAUGGGCUCCUACUCCAUAAUCUUCCUAAAGCGGACUGCUGAGCAAGCUUACAAGUCUCUCUGUGCAGGCAUCAUCACGCCAUACAUUUCUUUCAGGGACGCGUCGUUUGGGCCUUGCACGUACAACCUGAGUUUGCUGAACUGUCUGCGAGCCGUCGAGAAGGCGGUUCUCCACAAAUUCCUCGACUUUGAGACAUUUGACCUGGAAGAGUACGAGUACUACGAGCGGGUGGAGAAUGGCGACCUCAACUGGAUCGUGCCCAACAAGUUCAUCGCCUUCUGCGGGCCCCACCCCAAGAGCAAAAUUGAGAACGGCCACCCGUUCCACUCGCCGGAGACGUACUUCCCGUACUUUCGCGAGCACAACGUCAGCACUGUGGUGCGGCUGAACAAGAAGAUAUACGACGCCCGCCGCUUUGCUGACCAGGGCUUUGACCACAAGGACCUGUUCUUCGUGGAUGGCUCAACGCCCAGCGAUGCCAUCAUGCGCGAAUUCAUCGAAAUCAGCGAGAACACCCCUGGUGCCAUCGCAGUUCAUUGCAAGGCUGGCCUUGGCCGCACGGGUACCCUGAUAGCAUGCUACAUCAUGAAGCACUACCGCUUCACGGCGGCCGAGGCCAUCGCCUGGAUCCGCAUCUGCCGGCCAGGCUCCAUCAUUGGCCACCAGCAGCAUUGGCUCGAAGAGAAGCAGCACUACCUGUGGCUACAGGGUGACCUGCACAGGUCGCAGCUGAGUGGCAGCCAGCAGCAGCAGCAGCACGCCAACAACCUCAACAACAACCAGGCCGCCCACGGCAACACGGGGACCACCACGGGCAGUGCGCGGCGCUCGCUCUCGCCGCACAACCGCAGUGUGUCCCCGCCGGCCACGGCGAGCAACAACCGGCGCGGGUCGCCCCGGCGCGCCAUGCCGUCGGACACCGAGGGCACGGUCAGCCACAUACUGGGCCGCUUCCACCUGAGCGACAAGCGGGCACAGCAGCAGCAGCAGGUGGACCGGGCCAACAACAACACGAUGGCGGGCGACUCUGAGGAGGACCUGACGCAGGGCGACAAGCUCAUGCGCAUCAAGGCGCAGCGGAGGCACCCGCGCUCCCUCACAGCUGGCACUCCGCUCGCUGGCGAAGAAGGUCGUCCGCAGCGGCGAGCUUCCUCUCAGCCCCUGAAAAUAGGAGGCGGCGGGGGCGCUCCCUUGUCGACCCCGGGGGGCCCCUUUACAUCGUCGGUGGGCUAUGCCUCCCCGGUCAAGUCCCUGCGCACGGGAAGCCGCACCCCCACUGCGGCUGUCAACACGACGGGGCGUCGUCGCUCCCCCACUUCGCCUCCUGCACGCAGCCAUGGCUACAUGUGAUGCCCUUUCCACCACCUGGCCUGCUUUCCCUCUCCCAAAAUUUCCUGUCCCCCUCCUCUCCUGCUGGCCUGCCCUGCCACCUGUCUCACCUGUGCCUGCUUGCUUUAUUUCUUUAUUAUUACUUUUUUUUGUUGCUGCUGGUGUCUUCUUUUCUCUGUGACUAAACAUCGCCGAACGUUUUAGAAAAAUCCAGUUGCCGCCCAGGCCGUGUCGAGUCUGGCGCAGCUGACUUGGGCCGAGUGCUUAUAAAACACAUUGCAGCAA
Messenger RNA from Dermacentor albipictus, 2272 nucleotides. It is a transcript of the gene Cdc14, whose product is annotated as cell division cycle protein 14. Gene Ontology annotation, molecular function: protein tyrosine/serine/threonine phosphatase activity; protein tyrosine phosphatase activity; protein serine/threonine phosphatase activity. Gene Ontology annotation, cellular component: centrosome; spindle pole; mitotic spindle. Lineage: Eukaryota; Metazoa; Arthropoda; Arachnida; Ixodida; Ixodidae. Gene Ontology annotation, biological process: cilium assembly; regulation of exit from mitosis; microtubule cytoskeleton organization. The record is from RefSeq and is a predicted model, not a curated record.